AAGCAAGGUUAAGUCCUCACUCUUCCUCAACAAACACUCGAAUUAAGAUGAAAAGUUUGCUACCAUUAUUGACGACGCUGCUAGCGGUCAUUGCCGUUGUGGAAAGCGACCUAUCAUACCCGUCCAUCGACGCGAUACCUUUCGAGCAGACCGACCGCUACUGGCGUCAUCUACCGGCGUCGAUGCAGGGUCUCCGUAAUCUCACCGUUAACGAUUCGCAGCGCAUCACACACGGUGAGGAAGCGAAACGUUGUCAGUUUCCGUAUCAGGCUGUCCUUCACGUAUCGUUCAGCGAUAAAACAGCUCUCUGUGGUGGAACGGUACUCAGUGCUAAUUUCCUGCUGACAGCGGCCCACUGCGUAGAUGAAGGAAAUCGGACACCGGUUCGUCAAGGCACCGCUGGACUAGGAGUUCAUGAUCGUACUGCACAGAAUCCUGAAUAUCAGUGGAUUGUGUUCUACGCGAACGGGAUUAGCAUCCACAGCAAGUACGAUAGCAGAUCAAAACACAACGACAUUGCGACGAUUCGCCUAUCGCAGACGGCUCGGUUAGAUUCGUGCGUUCAACCGGUGAGGCUGCCAAUACUCGGCGAGACUAACGAAUUCGGUGGAUUCGCUGGAAUAGUUUCCGGCUUCGGAGUUACCGAGUCCGGUGGCAGUGUGUCACCUGUGUUGCGCUACACCAGCAAUCGGAUCAUGACGGUAGCGGAAUGUCGCGGUAAAUGGGACAACCUGGUGGAUGGUAGUGUGCACGUAUGUAUGGACAACGAGGGCGGACGGUCGGCCUGUAAUGGGGACUCCGGUGGUCCGCUGACGGUUGUCCAGGGAGGCACGAGCUUACAGAUCGGUGUCGUGUCCUUCGGUUCCUCUGCCGGUUGUUCCGUUGGAAUGCCGUCGGUGUACGCUCGAGUUACGGCGUACGUGCACUGGAUUCUGCAGUACUCGGAUUAUGAGCCGUGGGGUAAUGUCUUGUGAUGAUUAGAUUUCAGAUUAAAUUCUAAAAUAUAUGAAUCAUGUGUAAAACUUCUGUGUAUAUAAGUUAGUAUUCACGUUCCAGAACAACUUUAUCGCAUAAAAUAAAGAUUAACUUCCAGCAAACGGUGGAUCAAUUCUUA
Molecule: messenger RNA, 1114 nt
Organism: Topomyia yanbarensis
Lineage: Eukaryota; Metazoa; Arthropoda; Insecta; Diptera; Culicidae
Product: brachyurin-like
Exons: 1
Coding region: 48-974 (308 amino acids)
Biological process (GO): proteolysis
Molecular function (GO): serine-type endopeptidase activity
Source: RefSeq, a predicted model, not a curated record